GGGGGGCUUUACACUGUCAGUCGCAGCUGGGAAAAGUCAGACGAUUAGACAGAGACAGAGGAGAGGGAGAGACGAGACGUGGCCCUGUAAUUAUCGGAACCAGAAGCUGCAGAGAACUACUGCUUCAGCAUGGAUAUCCUGGAGGUGUUGAAUCUGAGCGAGGUCGCUCUUUAUUUUUCUAAAAUAUCCAUGUUCCCGUUGUUUGACCUGGCUUAUUACAUCGUGUCAAUUCUGUACUUGAAGUACGAACCAGGAUCGGUGAAUGUGUCCCGUCAUAAUCCAAUUGCCUCAUGGAUGUGUGCAAUGCUUUAUUGCUUUGCCAGUUACAUAAUGGCUGAUGUGCUGCUUGGAGAAUCGCCUCUCCAUUACUUUAACAACACUUCUCACAUCUUACUGGCAACAGCUGUUUGGUACCUCAUCUUUUAUUGUCCACUGAACCUUUUCUACAAAUGUGUGGCCUUCAUGCCUGUGAAGUUAGUCCUCACUGCUAUGAAGGAGGUGGUGAGGGUGCGUAAAAUCAGUGUGGGUGUUAUCCAUGCUCACCAUGCCUAUCACCACGGAUGGAUCAUCAUGGCUUUGGUUGGAUGGGCCAAAGGUGCUGGGGUUGCACUAAUCUCCAACUUUGAGCAGCUAAUUCGUGGUGUUUGGAAACCAGAAACAAACGAGUUUCUCAGCAUGUCCUUCCCAACAAAAGCUAGCCUUGUGGGAUCUGUUAUCUUCACUCUACAGCAAGCCCAUUGGCUACCCAUAUCCAAGCAUAACAUUAUCUUCUUGUUUACUAUGUUCAUGGUUGUUACAAAGGUAUUCAUGACAGCAACACACUCCCAUGGAUCACCUUUUGCUCCAAUUGAAGCUUUCAUCUGCCCUAUCAUCUUUGGGAAUGCGUGUGGUACCUACGGUGACCAUGACCGUGUUUGUUCUCGUGAUAAUACACAUAGCUGCCCCCCUUGCAAUUUGUCUCCCUACGCGGCCAAGACAAAGGAAGAACUUAAUGAAGGGACAAGGAAGAAGAAGUGCAAAAAGACCGAAUAAGCGAUGUAACUGCCAAGAUUUAUCAAAGUGUGCUGAAAGUGCAAUUUUUGGGACUUAGUGUGAUCUGGAAACUGUUACUAUGAGGAAUAUCAACAUUAUUGUACCCAUACAGUCUACUAGGGUUUGCAUUUGAGCUUGUCUGUCUCAUUAAAUGGAAAAAAUGUGAAUGAAUGGUACUUGGCCUGUCCUUCCCAGGAUUUCUCUACUGGCACUGAAAAAGAAUAUGUUUCCCAGUUUCACAUCCCACCUCGAAAAGAUAGACACCUUUGUCAUUUUCUUAAGGCCAUGUGGAUAUAGAAUGGGAAGCAAAUGGAAAUAUUCAUCUGAAUAGUCUGCCAAAAUUACCAAGGUGUAUGGUAGGAACUUUGUAAAGAUAAAUGCCUUAUUUGCAUCCAGCUAACAUUGUACCAGACCAGAGAGUCUCAUUUUAUCACUGUAUGCCCAAGUCAAAAUGGAUUGCUAUUUUCUAGUAUUGGUACCUAAUAGGUUUUGGACUGAAGAGGCAAAAGCAAACUAGACGGGUGAUAAAUCUCUGCUGGCGGUGGUGGGGAAUAGUCUCUGAUAAUUAGAGUAGCUGCAUUGUCCUCAUCCAGACACAGAGGAAAAGGCAGCCGGUACAGAUAAUGGAAAUGUAAAAAUCAGCUGGAAGUUAACAGUUCAAAGUUUCUAUUAACAAUACAGAGGAAUGAUGUAUGCAUGUUUUAAGCAUUAAUCUACUGAUAUCUAGGAUGACAGGUGAACUGCACCACAGAUAUCUGAAGUGUCACAAAAGGAAAUUUCAAAAUUUUAGUUAAAUUUAGGUCAUUUUGCCAAUUUUAACAGCAAUACAUUCUGUCUCUGUGAUUAUAAUUUCUUCAUACAUUUUACACACACACAUCCAUAAUUUUCAGAUAAAUGUACAAAGUAAUUUAUUAUCGCCAAAAUUACUGUGUAAGAAUUUGUAUUAUACUUCUGGUCUUCCAAAUGACUUAAUGUAAUAAAGUUUAAAUAUAA
Mobula hypostoma (lesser devil ray) is the source of this 2025-nucleotide messenger RNA. RefSeq names its product transmembrane protein 38A (gene tmem38a). The record is from RefSeq and is a predicted model, not a curated record. Lineage: Eukaryota; Metazoa; Chordata; Chondrichthyes; Myliobatiformes; Myliobatidae. The transcript has 6 exons. Gene Ontology annotation, molecular function: identical protein binding; potassium channel activity. Gene Ontology annotation, biological process: potassium ion transmembrane transport. Bases 130 to 1032 code for a protein of 300 amino acids. Gene Ontology annotation, cellular component: membrane.